AAAUUUAGCUGAUUAUCUUAACAACAUGAGAGGAAAACAAACAUGUUGCAUGAUGGAAAUAAAUUACUUCCUUGAGUGGUCAUCCUUCAUGGCCAAUCAAAGAAAGCCCUGAAGUCUCAACUCUGACAACACAACCCGCAGGUUUCCUUUCAUGUUGCAUGUGUUAAAUAGGCUGACAUCAGUGGAAAAGGUUCAUUCUGAGUGGAGCUCAACAUCUGCAUUCAUUUCAGCUUAGGAUAUCAUUUCUUCAAAAAUGGCUCUCCAGAAGCUGUUUGGAAACUUUGUGCUGAUCCUUCUGCUAUCAAAUGGUUGUCAAUCACAGCAGCCUGCGUGUGGCAAAGCAGCUGCAAGCAGGUCGCGAAUCAUUGGGGGUCAGGAUGCCCAGCUAGGGGAAUGGCCCUGGCAGGUAUAUUUUGCUACAGCCGAUUCCUUCUGUGGAGGGUCGCUGAUAAGCAAUGAAUGGGUGCUAACUGCUGCUCACUGCAUAACAAGAGACGACCUCAACAACACAGAAGUCCAACUUGGUGAUGUACAACUAGAUAACUCUUCCAACUCGACUAAAGUGACUCGAAGACUCUCUAAAAUCAUCUGCCAUCCUGAGUACGACUCUUCGACUUUUGAAAAUGACAUCUGUCUCCUGAAGCUUUCGGCUCCCGUUGAAUUUACUCCCUACAUCCAGCCGAUCUGCUUGGCCUCGGAGAAGAGUACUUUCUAUGAUGGCCUUACAAGCUGGGUCACUGGUUUUGGCGUCACUGAAAUCCCGCGUGUGGGAACGGGAUCACUGCCAAAAAUUCUGCAGGAAGUGGAAGUGCCAAUAGUUGGAAACAACAGAUGCAAAUGCUACUACUCCGAAAUGUUCAUGUUGCAGCUUGAUUUCAAUCCUAACCUAAACCUAAAUAACUUCAUAUGUGCUGGAUUAAAAGAGGGAGGAAAGGACUCUUGUCGGGGAGAUUCGGGUGGACCGCUGAUGGUUCAACUCCAGAAUAGUUCUCAGUGGGUCCAGGCUGGAGUUGUGAGCUUUGGUGAGGGAUGUGCUGCCCCAAUGAAACCGGGCGUCUACGCGCGAGUGUCCCAGUACCAGAGCUGGAUCAACAGCACAGUCACUGGCAUGGAGCCGGGCUUUGUUACCUUCACCUCGCCUGGAAUCAACAGUGACCUGAACUUCAGCUGUACUACUCCUACAACCGCCUCCACCACCCCCCACACCACCACCACCGCCCACACCACCGCCCACACCACCACCACUCCCUGCAUGACCAGUGACGACAGUAUUUUUUGCAGUGGGGAAACCCUGAGCCACUUCACUCACUUCAUGGGAAUUUCUGUUCUUGCUCUGUUCCUUCAUUUCCUUGUGGGCAGGGCUUAGAAGUAAAUGUUUUACUGAGGAUUAUGCAAUGCAGAUAGGAAAAGGUUACAUUUUAUACUUCACUGCAGUAUAAAAUAUGUGCUACUAAACGCAUGUGCACGUUUUAAAAGUAAGAGUUAUUUUUCUUUUGAGCAGUCAACUAAAUUCAUUUUCAACAGUCUUGCUGUUGACAUGUAGCUAAGUAACAUGGGGGUUAAUCUGAACUCACAGGAAUAUUGUGAUAUGUAUUGGCAAUAAUGUAAUACAAAUGAUCAAAUAUUGUGAUAUUAGAAAUCAUGUGUGAACCAAGUUAAUUUUUAAAAAUUUGAUUCUGUUUUUAGUCUGUUUUAAAUUAUUCUAUAAAUUUUGGUUUUCAGACAUGUAGUUUGAAUUUGGUGUGUUUUUAUUGCAUUUAUAUCCAUGGCAGAAACAUUUUACCAUUGUUUUAUGAAGUUUGAAAUUUACUAAAAAAUUUACUUAAAACUAAUGACUGUUCCGUUUCAGCUUUGCCCUUUCAACUUUAAGGUUUAAGGAUUAAAGCCUUUUUAUGUUUAAUAUUCAGUUUUUCAGAUUUCUUGUUGUCUCCCAAAUAUGUUCAACAGAACAAUUAGAAUCAUUCGCAACUAAAAUGGUAAUUCUAUAUAAAUCUUAAUGCUCAUGAACAUAAAAAUUCCUACAAAUUGUAUAUUUGAUUUGGAUAAAUGCAUUUGUCAUUUUGCAUGUAGUAGAAAUAAUAGUGGAAUAUGUGUGGCUUUUUUUUUCUUUUAAGAGGAAGAUGUCAAUAAAAUGAUCAACCAUCAUCCAG
Messenger RNA from Poeciliopsis prolifica (blackstripe livebearer), 2150 nucleotides. Its product is annotated as serine protease 27-like. The record is from RefSeq and is a predicted model, not a curated record. The transcript is spliced from 6 exons. Gene Ontology annotation, biological process: proteolysis. Bases 254 to 1366 code for a protein of 370 amino acids. NCBI's taxonomy places the organism in Eukaryota, Metazoa, Chordata, Actinopteri, Cyprinodontiformes, Poeciliidae. Gene Ontology annotation, molecular function: serine-type endopeptidase activity.